This is a messenger RNA of Arabidopsis arenosa, 1498 nucleotides long. Lineage: Eukaryota; Viridiplantae; Streptophyta; Magnoliopsida; Brassicales; Brassicaceae. The record is from the annotation of a GenBank genome assembly.
ACCAUCAAAUUUUGGGCGGGCGAGGAAUAAACCGGUCGAGAGUUCACGAGCCACGGAGAGAUCUUGGCGAUGAGUUGCCGGAGAUUCUUCUCGAUCCCGGUCCUUUCGGUGAUUCUGGUGAUGGGUUUCGUGUACUACGUCACGCUCUUCGUUUUCAUUGAUGAUUGGGUUGGUUUACAAAGCUCAGCUGGGAAAUUAAACGCCUUACUCUUCAGCUUCUUGGCGUCUCUCUGUCUCUUCUCGCUCUCAAUUUGCGUUCUUGUAGAUCCAGGUCGUGUUCCAGCAUCUUAUGAUCCUGAUGUUGAGGACUCUGGCUGGUCCAAUAGUAACGCUACAGAAACAAGGAAAUGUGAUAAGUGCUUUGCAUACAAACCUCUUCGGACUCACCAUUGCCGAGUUUGCAGAAGAUGCGUCUUGAAGAUGGACCAUCAUUGCCUUUGGAUAAAUAACUGUGUUGGUUAUGCAAACUAUAAGGCUUUCUUCAUUCUUGUGUUUUAUGCAACUGUGGCUUCCAUCUACUCUACAGUGUUGCUGGUUUGCUGUGCAUUCAAGAACGGAGAUUCCUAUGCGGGAAAUGUUCCACUCAAAACUUUCAUUAUUUCUUGUGGGAUCUUCAUGAUCGGACUAAGCAUAACACUUGGGACUCUCCUUUGUUGGCAUAUCUACCUCAUCGCACACAAUAUGACCACCAUUGAGCAUUAUGAUUCAAAGCGGGCCUCGUGGUUAGCUAGAAAAUCAGGACAAAGCUUUAGGCAUCAAUUCGAUAUUGGUGUUUACAAAAACAUCACCUCGGUGUUAGGCCCUAACAUGAUCAAAUGGCUAUGCCCCACAUUUACUAGGAAUCCUGAAGACGCGGAGAGAAUCCGAGCAGUCGAUGCCCUGAAGCAGGACGGUGGUUUGCAAGAGCUCGAUGACUCUCCGGUAUCUGUUGAGCUCGGGCCGAUCUGUGGCGAGAGCCACUUUGAUCAAGUGAUGGAGGAAGCUCAGAAGCUUGGUGAAUCAGUUGUGAUUGUCUGGAUGGCAGCUUGGUGCAGGAAAUGUAUUUACUUGAAACCAAAACUCGAAAAGCUAGCUGCUGAAUUCUAUCCAAGACUGCGGUUUUAUCAUGUUGAUGUCAACGCUGUGCCAUAUAGACUUGUUUCCCGUGCAGGAGUUACGAAAAUGCCAACGAUACAGCUAUGGAGAGAUGGCCAGAAACAAGCUGAAGUUAUCGGCGGCCACAAAGCGCAUCUUGUGGUUAACGAAGUCAGGGAAAUGAUAGAGAACGAUUCAAUCAGUUGAAUUGACGGUCUCCAGACUCUGCUCUUUUUUCCUCAGAUUGUUCUUAGUUUUUUGGGGUCACACUCAAUAGGAAUGUUCAGUUAUGGGAGUAUGUGACUAUUCUCUUUAUCGAAGAUUGGUCUUGUUUUUUAUCUGUUCUGUAACUAGACUACUGGAGUAAGUAAGGGAUACAGAUUGAGGCUUUGGUAAGCAAGAAUUGUAGCCAUCCUUUAUCGGU